UAAAGACAAAACUUUUGAAAAAGUUGAGUUAAAGCGAGAAAAGUGUGAGACAGGCAAACGGUGCGAGAAAAAAACACAGAGAGAGAGAGAGAGAGAGAGAGAAACAGAGUGCUAGAACAGGAUAUUUUGUCACUAUGGUUACUGGCAGGCGAUACUGAUCUUGAUUAGUUUGUCUUGUUAUUUUCACUCAGGUCAGUGUGACAGUACCGCGCUCAGGGCAGCUGUGAUAACUUUCCGCCAAAAAUUUUAACGUUGGUUGAAUAAAUGGGACUUCAAGUCUGAUGAGCAGCACGUUCCAUCUGUGAGAUACUCAAUAAAACUAAGAUGGGUUCUGCCACCCCAACCACAACCUUCAACAGUACCUCUAACUGUACUACCCUGUAUGCUCAUCGGGAGUAUGCCAAAAUCCUCAUGCCUCUUUUCUACAGUGUUGUGUUCUUCGUGGGGCUGUUUGGUAACUGCCUGGCCCUCCAUGUAAUCCGUCCCAAUCUGAAGAAGAUAAACUCCACUACAUUGUACUCUCUCAACCUGGUCAUGUCCGACAUCCUCUUCACCCUCUCUCUGCCUUUGAGGAUCAUCUACUAUGCUUUGGGUUUCCACUGGCCACUAGGAGAAGCUCUGUGCAAGAUCUCAGGCCUUAUCUUCUAUAUCAACACCUAUGCGGGAGUCAACUUCAUGACCUGUCUCAGUGUGGACCGCUUCAUCGCCGUGGUCUUGCCUCUGCGUUUUGCCCGGCUCAGGAAAGUCAGUAACGUGCGCUACAUUUGUGUUGGCGUGUGGCUGCUGGUCCUGGGUCAGACACUCCCACUGCUUAACAUGAACAUGUGCCACAAUGAACCUGAUGGCUACAUCACCUGCAUGGAAUACCCCAACCUUGAUAAAGUUCCACAUAUUGCCACUAUACUGAUUGGUGCUGUUGGCAUGGGUUAUGUUUUCCCUGUUAUCACCAUCCUGGUGUGUUAUUCUGUCUUAUGCUCCAAGCUUCACUUAACAGCCAAGAACAACCAUUUAACGGAAAAGUCCGGCAGGAGCCGCAAGGCCAUCGGAGUGAUCUGCUGCGUGUCCGUGGUGUUUAUCGUGUGCUUCAGCCCCUACCACAUUGACCUCCUGCAGUACAUGAUCCGCAAGCUGGUGUCGGAACCCGACUGCAGUCAGCUCACAGCCUUUCAGGUGUCACUGCAUAUCACCGUGUGUCUGAUGAACCUCAACUCAUGCUUGGACCCGUUUAUCUAUUUCUUUGCCUGUAAAGGCUACAAAAGAAAACUCCUGAAAAUCCUGAAGAUGCACGUUAGCAUGUCUUUCUCCAGCGCAGUGAGAGUGUCUCCUGAAGGUUCUUCCAAGGACUUCCUCGACGGUAACAAGAUCCAACUAAACAGCUCAGUUACGGGAACAGUCACAGAACGAAGAUCCCACUAUCACGACUUAUCUAAAGAAUGAAGGGACAAAGAGCUGCACAGAAUAAGAGGAACCUUUUAGUUUUGUUUCGUUUUUCUCAGGGUGACUUUUCUCAAAGAUAGUGCCUCAAAUAAAAAGGUCUUAACCUUAAAAUGGACUUUUACAUCAUCACGAAUGCCCAGCAUCUGUAGACACUGGAAAUGAAUCGAUUGUUUUCCACAAGUCAAAGCACUCGAAGGACAUUUCUGGAAAUGUCUGAGAAUUCAGGGAGGAACCUGUUGCAGAGCUAACAUGGAGAAUGGGAGGAAACCACAGUACCAAUAGAGCCACACAAGUCCAACUGCUGGAAGGCUCCAGCCUGGAUUCAAACCAGCAAGCUCACUUCAGAGGGACUCACUUACAGUGAUACUUCUAUGAACUGAAACGUCAGGAUGAAUUAGAUCUGACAGAAGUUUCAUUCUCGUACAGAAUCACGCUUCAAGUCUCUUUUAUUCCCCCCAAGUUUCAGUUCAGCUUUCAGGUGUAAUAGUUCAGGGAAAUUGACAGAGAUUAUUACAACACUCUGCAAAUCUUAAAUGUUUGCAAAGCAACAUAUUUAAUAUUUUCCCGUUUGGAUAAUGAUGCAUUCUUAUUCAGUGGCUUGAGGAUAAGGUUGUUUUUUUUAUCGUUUGUUUGUUCUUUGUUUAAAAAGACAUUUGCAACAACUUUAAUUGUUCUGGAUCUGUUUCUAUAGUUAUUAUUUUCUGUCUGCGCAAGAGUUAGAGACGCAGUGGUUUCAAGUGCUAUAUGUUCCACCAGCAGUUUGUUAUGUUUCUUGUUGAAUUUUAUGGUCUAUAUUUUAGGUUUAAUGUGUCAACAACACACGGCAUUUAUCACACAUAAAUAGGCCACAGGAACAGCCGUCGUAAAACUGUACGCCAUGUGUAGUGAUAUAUUUAAAAAAGGGGUACUAACAUGACCCAAAACCGCUGAAAAACUGCAAAAACUGCAUUUCACCCUGUGGUUUGCUGUGUGAUGGACAGAUAGCUGUUAAGCCAGUUAUAAAACUGUUUAGCUUUGCGAGCGAACUCGUAGUACUCUACAAAAAAUUUGGGGGCAUUAAAAAUCUUUAAAUAUGUAACCAUUAUACCGUACUUUUGGAAGGGUGCUAAAAUUAUUCUUCAGUAUGAUGAUUUUAGAAAUACAACUAGUGCAAUAAAGCCUGAGAUAGACCAGUCAUCAUACAUGUGUGACUGGAAUUACCUGAAGAAACGGAAAGCAUUGCAAAACUUGAAAUUCACAAAAAAAAUAAAGUGUAGCAAAAACUGAAGAUACUUAGAAAAACCUGAAAUCCCUGCUGAGUACAUUUAAAGCCCCAUGAUCUUUGCCAGUCUUUACAUUUAAUUGAUUGUAACUUUGUAACACAUUAUAUUAUUUAAUUUAGUUCAGUGUGUUACUUUUCUUAUUGUCUUGGAGCAGCUCUAACACCAUCAUUUUCUUAGGGAUUAUAAAGUAUCCCCCCUUUUUUUACUGCACCUUGUGUAACUAUAAUUAGUAAAUGAAAAGUCUUCACAGCCUUGUUUUUGGAGCAAUUUUCACUUUAAUGCUUGACAUGUUUAUGCAGCACUGUAAAUAAUAAAUGACUUGUAAUAAUUAUUAA
Molecule: messenger RNA, 3034 nt
Organism: Oreochromis niloticus (Nile tilapia)
Lineage: Eukaryota; Metazoa; Chordata; Actinopteri; Cichliformes; Cichlidae
Gene: gpr183a
Product: G protein-coupled receptor 183a
Exons: 2
Coding region: 325-1437 (370 amino acids)
Biological process (GO): G protein-coupled receptor signaling pathway
Cellular component (GO): membrane
Molecular function (GO): oxysterol binding; G protein-coupled receptor activity
Source: RefSeq, a predicted model, not a curated record